Molecule: messenger RNA, 1503 nt
Organism: Ziziphus jujuba (common jujube)
Lineage: Eukaryota; Viridiplantae; Streptophyta; Magnoliopsida; Rosales; Rhamnaceae
Product: protein COP1 SUPPRESSOR 2
Exons: 7
Coding region: 131-1051 (306 amino acids)
Biological process (GO): mRNA splicing, via spliceosome
Cellular component (GO): spliceosomal complex
Source: RefSeq, a predicted model, not a curated record
AAUUUAUUUAUAUGGUUAAUAUCGCUAAACUCCGACUGUCGCUGUUUCUCAUAAAUGAUAAAUCUAUCCCUUCUCUUCUCUGUGAUAGCCCCAAGGGGAGGAAUUGUAGGAAAAGAAGAGAGAGGCAAAAAUGGUUGAGGAGGAACAGCGACGGCAGCAGCGGAAGAAGAAUUUCAGAAAGAGAAGCGCAGUAACAGAAGAAGAUUAUGAGAAGGCCCACGACGUACAGCAAGAAGAAGAAGAAAGGAGAAUGGCGCUGGAAGAGGUGAGAUUCCUUCAGAAACAGAGGGAGAGGAAGUCAGGCAUUCCCGCUCUAAGCUCCGGCGCAUCGCAGUCUGCGGUUGGUAAUGCAGCCGCCGCCAGCACCACCAGCACGGCCAUUAACAAUAAGAAUAAGAAUAAGAAAGUCAGCGAUGGUGUUCUUCAUCAUACCUCCAACACUGGCGAUGCCGCCGAUCCCGACAAGGACGACCUCGUUCUCCAAGAUACCUUUGCUCAGGAAACUGCUGUCAUGGUUGAAGAUCCCAAUAUGUUAAUGUAUGUUGAACAAGAAUUAGCAAAGAAGAGGGGCAGGCAAAUAGACACAAAGGAUCAAAUUGAUAAUGAUUUAAAACGUGCAGAAGAUGAAUUGUACAAAAUCCCUGAGCAUCUUAAAGUGAAAAGGCGAAACUCAGAAGAAAGCUCUACCCAAUGGACUACUGGGAUUGCUGAGGUUCAGCUUCCCAUUGAAUACAAGUUGAGAAAUAUUGAGGAAACUGAGGCUGCCAAAAAGCUUCUACAGGAGAAGCGGCUCAUUGGUCGGAUGAAAUCAGAUUUUAGCAUCCCAUCAAGUUACAGUGCUGAUUAUUUCCAGCGUGGAAGGGAUUAUGCUGAAAAGCUUCGAAGAGAACAUCCAGAGCUUUACAAAGACAGAAGUUCACAAGAUGAAGGUGGCGGAUCUAGGAAAAAUGAUGCUGGUACAGAUGCAACAGGACAAAGGCAAGCUGCAACAGAUGAAUUCACGCUAGAGCGCUUCCGUAAACGAGAGCGCCACCGUGUAAUGCGGAGAUAGCAUUUGCUUGCUGAUCUCCAUCUGGGGUAAAGCUUCAAAAUAGUUUGUGUACAAAGAAGUAACCUUGUCAUUUGAUAUGUAAUAUUUGCCAGAUUACACGUUCCUGGAUGUCAUUUUGCAUCACAAGACUAUGAUACUAGAGAAAUUGUUUGCUAUCCAGGUGCCAAGAUAUGGGUUGGUAGUGCACUUGGAUUCUGACCUAGAGAACAGAAGUUUAAGUACUACCUAGGUUGGAGGCUUUGUCAUACCUAUAGAACUAUGAACAUAGACAUAUGCAAAUUGUCUAAUUGGGGGCCAACCUCAGCAUUCUAGCCUUUUCUUUAACCCAAAAAACAAAAAAGGAAGACUGUUUACUUAGAAUUUCUUUGAUAGCAUCCAUAGGUUAGGCUUAGUUGAUGAGGGAACUGAACAUCGGAUGGAACUUUAAUGCAGUCGCAUUUUGUUUUCUUUAA